Styela clava is the source of this 918-nucleotide messenger RNA. The record is from RefSeq and is a predicted model, not a curated record. NCBI's taxonomy places the organism in Eukaryota, Metazoa, Chordata, Ascidiacea, Stolidobranchia, Styelidae.
AUGGUUAUGGAGGACGUUGAAGAAAGAGCCUUAACGUCCUUCCCUAAUAGCCCCAGAAUUUGGGAACGGUAUGUUGACGAUACCUUCAACAUUAUCAAAGAAGAAUUCUGCGAUGCGUUUCAUGACCACCUAAACACGAUUGAACCCAGUAUACAAUUUACUAUAGAAAAAGAACUGAAUAGGACUAUCGCCUUCUUAGAUGUACAAAUACAUAAAGAGGAAUAUGGAAAAUUAACGACCGAUAUAUUUAGGAAAAAGACACAUACAAAUCGUUAUCUGAAUUUUAAUUCUAAUCACCCGGUAGGACAUAAACGUUCCGUUAUUAGUAGCCUUAUUAAUCGCGCCAAAUCUCUAAUAUCCGAUGAAAGAAAACAAAAGCUGGAAAUAAACUUCAUUAAAAAGACCCUAAGACAAAAUGGAUACCCAAAGAAAAUGUUUAGUAAUCAGAACAACCGUCAAGAUACGAAAGAAGAACUGAAACCGAUCACGUCAACUCCAUAUGUUAAAGGACUCGGCGAGAAAAUUCGAAGAAUUUUAGAAGAUGUAAGGAUUAAAGUUAGUUUUAAACCCCAAAACACAAUUGGCCAACUACUUUCUAAUGUCAAAGACCGCCCAUGCCCCAACAAGAAAAACGGCGUGGUAUAUGCAAUCCCAUGCGUUGAUUGUUGCUCUAUUCACAUUGGAGAAACGAAACGAAGUUUAGAAACUGGAAGAAAAGAACAUCAGCGUGAUGUAAAACAAAAGAAAUUUGAAAAAUCGGCCCUUUCGAAACAUGCCCUUUCUACUGAUCACAGCAUUGAUUGGGAUAACAGCAGGAUAUUGGAACAUGAAAUUCACUACAGAAAAAGGCUAUUAAAGAUACUGCAUUGUUCCCGCAUGUAUAUAAAUCAUUGUUUAGAUAGUCGCGUAAUUGUUUGA